ACGCAUUUUUUCAAAACACUGUGGACCUGGAACGCAUCAAUACGGGUUAGGCAUCAUAGUUACCAAGGUAACAUAUCAAACCAGAUAUCUACUUUCGUCUAUGUUACUGCCGAAUUUAUGAUUUUAUUUAAAAUGAUUUUAUUGAACCAUCAUAGAUAGUUAUGAACAUUCUAAAAGUAGUAAAGCUUCAUUAGAGACUGACAGCAAGUAUACUUUUGAAAUGGCAGUGCAUUUUGACCACAGACUAGAUACAGAAGGUGCUGGGAUAAAUGUAAAUAUUGGUUGGCUUAAAAGCUCACCAAUACUUGCUGUUUUUUCUAACAAUGAGGAUCAUGGAGGCAGUGUUAGACUUUUUAAUGAAGAGGGAGAAAAACUUCCCCACAAACCUAUAGCUCAUCAAGGUCAGCCAACAUCCUACGCUUGGCAUCCCACUCGUAAAAUUAUAGCUGUAGGGUGGGAGACUGGAGAACUUACUCUAUGGAAUGAGUCAGAUAAAGAACUUAUAGAGGCUCCACAUCUUCAUCGUUCUGAAAUUUCAGCUAUGCACUGGAGUUCAAAUGGGACAAGAUUACUUUCUGCAGACACUACUGGAGUGCUCAUUAGCUGGAAAUCUGACAGUAAAGGACAUCUAGGUAAUGACCCAAUUCAAAACCAUGUCCAGGAACCUAUUUCUCAAAUCAUCUUGAAGCCAGCACCUCCUCCUGAUCCUGCAAUGGACAUCAGUAGCCUUGCUAGAGCAGCUGUGAGUGGAGAUGAGACAGCACUGGAUAUGUUUAACUGGAAGAGGGGAGGCAAAAAUAAAAUGACACCUUCUCCUUUUGGUCCACAAGAAUCUCUCUUAUUUUUUAUUGGAGGCGCAAGUGGUGGUGUGUAUUUCAUGAAUGACCAAGGUAGAUGUACCCAGUGCUUUUCAGUUGAAGCCCCAGUUAAAAAACUUUUAUUUUAUGAAGACAAAAACUAUCUUGUUACCAUCACACAGAAUUUAAUGUUGACACAGCAUGCUAUCUUUGGGGAGAGUGAUACUAAAGAAAUCCUAAAGGUUAAAUUAAGUGGAAAAUCUGAGAACCCGACAUUUAUUUGGGCUGGUAAAGGAAUUUUAGCUACAGCGACUGGUGAAACAGUGGUCAGAAUGUGGGACCUGGACCAAGAUGACAACUACAUUCUAACCUUAGAAGGGAACUCUGGCUACAACACCACUGAGACUAUCAUGUGCCUUGCUUACAACAAAGAAAGUGGAGUCCUGGCUGGAGGGACAAACUUGGGCAACAUUGCACUGUGGAAGUUUUCCGCUGUGGCUGGCAGCAGGAAACUGGAAGGGGAUGAGAAGUGGAAGCUCCAGCCUCCUGCCACUGUGGAGGGACCUGUACGACAAAUAGAGUGGAGCAGCACGAAAGGUCUGAUGGCCGUCAACACAAUUGCCAGUGUUUACAUUCUCAGUGAGCACGUCAUGAGUUUCAGCUACAGAGAUCAGAUAGCAGUUGUCCAGUAUGGACCAGGUGCUCUAAGUAUUGAAAUGUUUGGGACAGGUGUCCAUCAUGAUUUAAAGACAGAGAUCCAGGUCAAGGGAAUAUGUACUACUAAGGAUGCCUUAGCAGUUUGGAAUGGAAAAAGAGUUAUUAUUUAUGAGUACUCCCCUGACAAGACACAAAUUAUGGCAGCAGGCUCAUUUGUUACCGAUGCAAUGGUUAUUUCCCUUAAUGAACAGAAUGUGUACACAAUAGAGCAAAAUAAAGUACAAGUUCGCACUUUUCAAGGGACAGUUAAACAGGUGAUAACCUUUGCUGAACCAGAAGGUCACCCAGUUAGCCUUGACAUUUGUGGUGUCUAUUUGGUAGUGGCAACAAAUCUAGGUAUCCUUCGUGUCUACGAUCUUUCAAGGAGGGAAGCAAAAGCUCACAGUAGCCCCAAAAAUUUAGCAGAAGUAAUUCCAGGCUUUGGUUCAAUUAUCUGUGCUAAAGUCAACUGUGCUGGGAACCGUGUCAGUGUCCAAGUCAUUUCAUCUGAUGGAAAGCCUGACCAUAAGCUUUACUUCUGGGAUGUUGAGCUGGAUACUGUGCAGUAUUUCAACUUUGAAACUGGUCGAGGUGAACAAGAUGACUACCCCAACCCUAACAGUGUUCAAGACAGCGAUGGGGACACUAAUGAUGCUGAGAGAGGUAAGAACCAGGCAGCUAAAGACAUCGCAGGCCGAUUCCCAGUGUCCCAGCACUGGGACCCAGCAGAGCCUAAGCUUUUUGUCUGUGAGGCUUGGAUCUUGUCUGAAGCCAUCAACACAAACCAGAUGAAAAAACCUUCUCUAACUAAAAUCAUUGAGGAAGGACCUGUGGAGGUUAUGAUCAUCUCCUUAUUUUGCACGCCAGAAAAUGGGAUACUCAUACAAGACAACUUUUCCCUUCCUCCAAAUUACGUCCAUCUUAUGGGUAUUGAAAUCCCAUACUACUGCUUUACACAAAAGGGUGAGAUUAAUGUUGAGGAGCACCAAGAUGGUGGCAUUAUCAACCCAGAGACUGGUGCAGUGUCUUACCCUAAGAGAGUAGCCAGAAAGAUAAUGCGGGACUUUGUUGGCCUUGAGAAAAGUGACAAGGGAACAAGGGACGCUAUGAUGAACUUUAGUUUUUAUCUUACUGUGGGCAACAUGGAUGAAGCAUUUAAAGCCAUCAAGCUAAUAAAAAGUGAAUCUGUGUGGGAAAAUAUGGCCAAGAUGUGUGUUAAAAGCCGACGUUUAGAUGUGGCAAGUGUUUGCCUAGGUAACAUGGGCCAUGCCAGGGGAGCUAAAGCACUAAGGGAGGCUAUGGCAGAGCCAGAGCUUGAUGCCAGAGUAGCUGUGUUGGCCAUUCACUUAGGGCUUCAUGAGGAUGCAGAACGAUUAUUAAGAAAUUGUAAACGAUAUGAUCUUUUGAAUGAAUUUUAUCAAAACAGAGGACAGUGGCAAAAGGCCUUAGAAACAGCAGAAAUGUAUGAUCGCAUUCACUUAAGAACUACAUUUUAUAACUAUGCUCGACACCUUGAAGAUGAAGGGGACACUACUGCAGCCAUACCCAACUAUGAGAAAUCUGAAACCCACAAAUUUGAAGUGCCUCGUAUGCUGAUAGAUGACCCUGAUCAGUUGGAAGCUUACGUCAACAAAACACAAGACAAGACAUUACACAAGUGGUGGGGUCAGUACAUGGAGAGUACAGGAGACAUGGAGUCAGCAAUACAGUACUACCAGACAGCUGGGGAUAACUUCUCUCUUGUCAGGAUACAUUGCUACUGUAGCAAUACUGAUAAGGCAGCUGAAAUUUGUACCACAACCAAUGACAGAGCAGCUUGCUACUACCUGGCCAGACAAUAUGAAAAUCAGAACCAAAUUAAAGAGGCCAUUACUUUCUUCCAGAAAGCUAAAGCUUAUGGAAGUGCUAUAAGGCUGUGCAAGGAACAUGGAUUUGAGGAUCAGCUUCUCAACUGUGCUCUGCUUGGUCGACCUGAGGAUAUCAUGGAGGCGGCCAGGUAUUAUGAAACAAAGACAGGACAACAGCACAAGGCUGUGAUGAUGUAUCACAAGGCAGGAAAUUACUCUAAAGCACUUGAACUAGCCUUCACAACCAAGCAAUAUGAAUCCCUACAGCAAAUAUCCAGUGAGCUGGAUGAAAGGGCAGAUCCUGAACUGUUACAGAAAUGUGCUGACUUCUUCUUGGAAAAUGGCCAGUAUGAUAAGGCAGUUGAUAUGUUGGCAAUUGGGAAAAAAUAUUGGGAGGCUGUGAAAAUUUGUAUGGACCAAACAGUAGAAAUUACAGAGGAGCUAGCAGAGAAACUGACUCCAGAUAAAGAAUUUGAAAAUGACCCGAUGGCUAGAUUAAAAAUCUUGGAGGCAAUAGCUGAAGUCUGCAUGCACCAAGGAGCUUAUCACCUGGCCACUAAAAAGUUUACUCAAGCUGGCAACAAGAUCAAGGCAAUGAAGGCACUUCUGAAAUCAGGUGACACUGAAAAAAUUGUAUUUUUUGCUGGGGUUUCAAGGCAGCGAGAGAUUUACGUCAUGGCUGCUAACUACCUGCAGUCCUUAGACUGGAGGAAAGAUCCAGAAAUUAUGAAAAACAUUAUAGCCUUCUACACCAAGGGGAGAGCACUGGACGCGCUUGCUUCCUUUUAUGAUGCUUGUGCUCAGGUUGAAAUUGAUGAGUACCAGAAUUAUGACAAAGCCCUGGGGGCUCUGGGGGAGGCCUACAAAUGCAUGUCUAAAGCUAAGUUUGAUGAUUCCAUGGUACAAGAGGAAAAGCUGGGUGUAAUCAAGCACAAAAUGUCUCUCAUUAAGAGGUUUACUACAGCUAGGAGAUCAUAUCAAGAGAAUUCAGAAGAAGCAAUCAAACAAUGUCAGGUUUUACUGGAAGAAAAAGAUUUAGACUCUGCCGUAAGGAUUGGAGAUAUUUACGGUUUCAUGAUAGAACAUUAUGCUGCUAAAGAGAGAUGGAAGGCUGCUCAUGCACAUCUAGAAGAAUUACAAAGUCGACUUCCUGGGAUAUAUUUAGGAUAUUAUGUGAACAUGAAAACAAUUGAAGCCAUUCAUAAAGCUCUAUCUCUGCCGCUGGACAGGAGUCUCAAGUCUGACAGGAUGAAUGGGAUGAGAAUGGGAGGGGGGGACAAUGAUGAGGAGACUUCAGAGUUUGUUGAGGAGGAGGUGAUAGAUGACAUGUACAAUGCAGGGGACAGACUGGGGUGAUCAUUUAUUUCUUGUGUCUCUACCGUACAUCCCUAAAUAAAUUUAUUGAAUAUACCAGGAAGAAAAAGUCCAGCUUUUUGUAUAGAACCUGUCUUUCCUUGAAUAUUUUUUGUGUACAUACAGCAAUAACCGUCCAUUAUAUUUAUCUUCUGUUGUUUUAAGAUUUAAAACAUAAUAAUUUAGAGAAAAUCAAAUUUCUUAAACAAAAUUUAUGGAACAUUUUCUCUGAGUAGAAAUAGUUAUUGUCAUUCUAUUUAUUUGAUCUAUGUUAAACUGUUUUUUAAAAAAAUGAAAUUAAACCUAAUUUAAAUUAUCUCCUAAUUGUUUUCCUUAAGAAAAUCUUCAUUGCUGAUGGUUGAUUUUGAUUGAUUUGAAGUUCCAGCUGGGUCAGUGUUGCUACAUUUGCCUUGUGCCAUUACAAUCAUGUUUGUUUGGUUUCAUUAUAAUGCCUGAUGUUUAAAACUUGCUUUGUAUAUCGGUUUACUGAAUAAAAGAUUUGAUGAAGUUUUAGCUGAAAGACAGCCUUCUUUAACUUACAAACACACUGUUGUAUAUAAGUAAUAAAAUUAGAAAUCUAUUUUUAAGUGAUAUCUUCAAGUGUGUUGAUUAGUUUCUUUAAUGGUGUAAUACUUCAAUGUGUGAUUACAAAAAUUGACUAUGAACAAUUAUAGAAUUACCCAAUCCUUUAUGAUAAUGAAAUACUUUUGUAUUUUGGUAAUGCUCAGGUUAUUAAAACUUCCAAAACAUUCCAAAUAUUUCUAUCUUUUUGUUUCAAAAAUGUUCUCUUAACCACACAUUUAGAAAAGCUCAUGUUGAAGUAAAUUUGCAAAAGUUGAUUAGCAUUUAUACAACAUUUUCAAGAAAUAAAAAAAUAAGAAUGUGAAAUAAAAGAGAAGAAUAGCUCUAGUCUACAGAGAAAGUAAAGCAAUUGUUUUUAUCAUGAAGUCUUUUUUUCUUUUACACAGGAAUUAAGAUCAAAUUAAACCUGUUUAAAUGCUUGUAUGUUUAAACUUUUUUAUCAUUACAUUGAAUUGAGUGUAACAAUAAAACAUGAAUUGUCAGUUUUUCAAUAUUUAUGUGUGGUUAAUGCAGUUCAUAAAAAAAUAUUUGAUAAAUUGAUAGCAUAAUUUGUCCUACUGAAGUGUAAAUCCAAAUUCAGGUUUAAACCAAAGUAAACUUUAUGCCUACAUCCAUCCAAGUAUGCACAUCUUUAUUUUACAUUUUUUAAAGAACAUUUAACAUAUUUUUAAAAAAGUUUUCAAUGUUGUGCAAUCAAACAUAUUUUUUUCUAACUUUGUUAGAUAACUUUGUUAGAUAACAGAUAACUUUGUCAGAUAACAGAUUAUUACUAACAAGACCAUUUAUUCUGUCAUACUCAAUCACGACUUAAUUUACAGACCUAUUUCUUUCUUGCAAUAUAUUUAUUGAACAUCUAUUUUACGUAAGAAAUCUAUGAAAUUUUUUUUUACUACACAUAUAUAUCUACUUAAUAAUAAAAUACUUAAUAAAACUACGAAAUAAAAUUUGGAAAUGUAAUAUUUAUAUUCUUCAUUCAAUUAUGGGUUUAAUGGGUCUAUGUUCAUGGUUUUCUAGAAUAUUGGUCAUCCUUUUGUAGAACCUAUUUCUAUUUACAGUUAAAGUUAAAAUAUUUGCAUGAAUGUACAGCUGUGAUAACCAUUCAAGUACCUGACUGUUUUCAGUAUCAUUCUUAUGAUGUAUUAGCUAUUUCUUCUGAGGAAAGACUUCAUAUUUUCUUUUUAAAAAAAAACAUGAACAUUAAAAUAAUUAGUUGGUAAUUGAGGUUGUUUUAAAAACUAAUUUGUUUUAAUAUAAAUCUGUUACUUAUUUUGACUAAGCUAGACUUGUAGGCCUACCUAAAAAAAAACUUUAUUUUCAGACAGCAAAUAUUGUCAAUAUUUUCGUUCACAUGAAAAUCUUUGAUUGAUUCACUACAAAGGGGUGAUGUUGAUCAGAUAUUAUAGAAAUAAAAUAAUUACAAACA
Physella acuta is the source of this 6698-nucleotide messenger RNA. Its product is annotated as intraflagellar transport protein 140 homolog. The record is from RefSeq and is a predicted model, not a curated record. Gene Ontology annotation, biological process: intraciliary retrograde transport. Gene Ontology annotation, molecular function: protein binding. Gene Ontology annotation, cellular component: intraciliary transport particle A; axoneme; ciliary basal body. NCBI's taxonomy places the organism in Eukaryota, Metazoa, Mollusca, Gastropoda, Physidae.